GGUGGACUGUUAGUAUCGGUGGCCACCCAGCGCGCCCGCCUCCGCGAUGCUUUUGUCCAACGUGAGCAUCUGCUCGGGCUUCAACAGCGCCCUGCACGCCGGAGCCGGGGAAGGGCACCCGGACCUUGGGGGCGGCUCUCGGCGCUCCACCCUCACUCCGACGGGGAAUCUCGUCGUCGCCGUGUGCUUGGGCUUCAUCGGCACUUUUGGACUCGUGAACAACUUGCUGGUGCUGGUGCUCUACUGCCGCUACAAGAUCCUGCGCUCGCCCAUUAACUUGCUGCUGAUUAACAUUUCCGUCAGCGACUUGCUGGUGUGCCUGUUGGGGACGCCGUUCAGCUUCGCGGCCAGCACGCAGGGAAGGUGGCUCAUUGGAGCCAAGGGCUGCGUGUGGUACGGCUUCGCCAACUCGCUCUUUGGCAUUGUGUCCCUCAUCUCUCUGGCUGUCCUCUCCUACGAGCGCUACAGCACCAUGAUGACACCCACUGAGGCCGACUCAUCCAACUACUGCAAGGUCUGCCUGGGCAUCAUCCUUUCGUGGGUCUAUUCCCUCAUCUGGACCCUGCCGCCGCUUAUUGGUUGGAGUCACUACGGUCCAGAAGGACCAGGGACCACCUGCUCCGUCAACUGGAAAGCCAAGACGGCGAAUAACAUAUCUUACAUCGUGUGUCUAUUUAUCUUCUGCCUCAUUGUGCCAUUGUUGGUGAUCGUGUUCUGCUAUGGAAAGCUGCUGUGCGCCAUCAAACAGGUGAGUGGGAUCAACGCAUCGAUGAGCAGGAAACGGGAGCAGCGAGUUUUGUUCAUGGUGGUGAUCAUGGUGAUCUGCUACCUUAUGUGCUGGCUGCCUUACGGUAUCAUGGCGCUGCUGGCCACUUUCGGACCGCCUGGCCUUGUCACGCCUGAAGCCAGCAUCAUACCGUCCGUCCUGGCAAAGACAAGCACAGUCAUCAACCCGGUGAUAUAUGUCUUCAUGAAUAAACAGUUUUACAGAUGCUUUCAAGCACUGCUACAUUGCGAGGCUCCUCGGCGAGGCUCCAGUGUGAAGAGCUCAUCAAAGGUUGCCACCAAGCCGGUGAGGGCUGGCGCGGUGACAGGUCUGCGUCAUACCAACGACUUUCUAUACAUGGUGGCCUCCCUGGGUCAGCCAGCUGCUGCAGUGCCCCAACUGGACCCUACCCUGGAACCCACCCAUGAUGUCACCAAAGCCCCUUCUUCAGACUUCAACCAACCUGCUGUGGUAUCACUCGUGGCCCACUUCGAUGGAUGAAUUCUGGCUAUGACCUUGACAUUAGCAUGAAAUGGCGAUGUCUCCAGGCUGGAAGGCAUUAAUAAUGAAUGGUGCCGUUGCUGAGUUUGGUCCGACUGCAACGAGCCAGUUCAGACGAAUAAAAUAGAGCUCUUGCAUCAGCUGAGUCCAGGUUGCUGUAGCCAAUACACAGCAGUUCUGGAGGGAAGCUUUGGAAUUACUUUCAGAAAUUAUGAGCAGGGUUGGCAGGAACUGAACCUACCUACAUUGCCCCUUUGUUUAUCUGCAGACAAAAUGUGAACAUGCAAAAAAAAAAAAAA
Molecule: messenger RNA, 1566 nt
Organism: Hippocampus comes (tiger tail seahorse)
Lineage: Eukaryota; Metazoa; Chordata; Actinopteri; Syngnathiformes; Syngnathidae
Product: vertebrate ancient opsin-like
Exons: 4
Coding region: 47-1267 (406 amino acids)
Biological process (GO): G protein-coupled receptor signaling pathway; visual perception
Cellular component (GO): membrane
Molecular function (GO): G protein-coupled receptor activity
Source: RefSeq, a predicted model, not a curated record